Molecule: messenger RNA, 672 nt
Organism: Bactrocera dorsalis (oriental fruit fly)
Lineage: Eukaryota; Metazoa; Arthropoda; Insecta; Diptera; Tephritidae
Exons: 2
Coding region: 1-672 (223 amino acids)
Source: RefSeq, a predicted model, not a curated record
AUGAACAAUUUACGAGUAGAAACUAGAUAUUACACGCCAGAAUUGCUGGAAUUAGGCAUAUGGUUAACAGAAGAGGAAUAUCGCAGGAUGAAUACCGUUAUUGUUUGCGGGCAACCUGAAUCGCCCGAUCUAGAACCAUUAAACUCCGACCUAGCGGAUAAUGAAGCAGUGAUGGCCAAAGAUCCACUAACGUUGUCCAACGUGGAACACAUUCCGGCAAUUUCGAAGCACGAAGUAAAGAAUGACGUAACUGAUGACGACAGUGUGUCUACCACAUCGAGUAGCUCAACGGACUCAGAGUCUUCAGAAACAACAGAUACUGACAGCAAUACCAGUUCUACUUCCGAGUCGUCCUCAGAAUGCUCAGAGGAUGACAGUGAAAGCAGCAGUAGUGGCUACAUUUACACGAGUACUCCUCUAGGUAAUUAUGGUAAUUAUAUGUUGGCACCAUAUGUUACCAGACCCACUAUCUCACGAAAGAGACUUCGUGGUAGACGCUUGAAUUUUGAUGAUUUGAGCUCAGAAGGUGAUCCGCUGGAAAGUUCAGUUGAUGAGGGUGAAAGUGCUGAACCUAAGGCAAAACCCGUAGCAGUGGCUGAAUGGAUUGAUGAUAUGGAGCAAUUUUAUGGAUUAAGGAACCCAAAGUGUAACAAUACAGAGGAUGAGGAAUAA